Puntigrus tetrazona (Sumatra barb) is the source of this 5492-nucleotide messenger RNA. RefSeq names its product atrial natriuretic peptide receptor 1. Gene Ontology annotation, biological process: protein phosphorylation; cGMP biosynthetic process; intracellular signal transduction. The transcript is spliced from 27 exons. Lineage: Eukaryota; Metazoa; Chordata; Actinopteri; Cypriniformes; Cyprinidae. Gene Ontology annotation, molecular function: peptide hormone binding; natriuretic peptide receptor activity; protein kinase activity. Gene Ontology annotation, cellular component: membrane. The coding region runs from base 291 to 3401 and encodes 1036 amino acids. The record is from RefSeq and is a predicted model, not a curated record.
AGAACAGUGUUUACUCGUGUGCUUGUUUAGUUAUAAACAAAUGUUAGAGGAACACCAGAGCUUGAGAUACAGAGCGGUAUUAAUGUGGGACCCUUGAUUUACAGUCACUCUGGGGAGAUCAAUGUCGUGGAUGGCUGGGUUCAGAGCAAAACCAUAUGGCCACAGUUUGCCACUGGAUAUUUUUCCCAUCCGCGAUACAGGUAUCUACUGAUGCAAAGUCCUUUUUAAAUUUGUUUCUGCCUCAUUUUGUUGCGUCUCCGAGCUGCUGAAGUGGGAAUUAUUCUUGUGAAAUGAGCGAGGUAAUGAAGCACUUCGAGAGACUUCCUGGCUCACUGCUCUUUUUGAUGACCCUGGUUCUUCUCGGUCUGGGCGAUAGAUUCACCUUGUUGAUCUCCAUGCCCAACACCUCCAUUCCUUUCAGAAAUCCGGACCUCCUGCAAGGUCAUCAUUUGGAUUACCAUUACGUGGAUGAUGAAUGCAGUGAUGUACGUGGCCCUGGGAAAAUUGCGGCACUUUACCAUAGACACAAAUACAGCGCUUUCAUCGGACCGUCUUGCUCAAAUGUCUGCGCAGUGACUGCUAAACUAGCAGCAUACUGGAACAUUGCUGUCAUCAGUCCUGUAUGUGCAGAUCAACAGUUUCUAGAUAAGAAGGCCUAUCCGACCUUAACAAGAGUGUUUGGGCCUUUUACUAAACUAGGAGCUUUCUUCGUGGAAAUCUGUAAGCAGUUUGGCUGGCAGCGCAUCGGUAUUAUCUAUGAGAAUAAACAGUCCUGGGCUAUUGCCGCUGAGGGGAUCAGGUAUCAAGCAGAGCACAAUAACAUCACAGUGGCCAAGUAUCAAGAAAUCCACGGCUCUCUUUCUCAAGGGUCCUUGUCGACCUGGUCUUGGGUCUUAACUGAGGUGGCACAAGUCUCUCGCAUAAUCGUGAUAUCAGCACAAGGCAAGGUGGUCCGCAGUUUGCUAAUUGAAGCUCAAAGGAAAGGCCUCACUGAUGGAGAUUUCAUUUUUUUUUGUUUCGAGCCGUACAAGCAAAAGUUGUUAUUUGGCAGUUUUGACUGGAAACAAGGUGAUGGAAAUGACUCAGUGGCCAAGCAGGCUUAUCAGGCUCUGUUUUUCCUGUCUCUGUAUAAACCCAGUGAUAAACGUUAUCAGACCUUCUCAGAGAAUGUCAUCAGAAGAUCCAAAACAGACUUUGGCUAUACAUAUGCUCUUAAUGAAAAGGUGUCAUUCCUAGCAGCCAUAGCCCAUGAUAGUGUCUGGCUGUAUGCCCAGACAUUGAACGAAACUUUGGCAGAAAAAGAAAACCCAUAUGAUGGCUUAGCCAUGACUAGACGAAUGUGGAACAGAACCAUUACAGGUAUUCAAGGAGAUGUAACUAUUGAUGCAAGUGGAGACCGUGAGUUAAAUUACAUGCUGAAACAAUUCCAAGGCGGUAAUAACCAGUGUCAGGUCAUUGCAAACUAUUUUGGGACUUAUAAGGCAGUACAAGGGGUCCAAAUCAAGUGGCCUGGAGGACGGACAACUCCUCCCAAAGACACUCCAGAUUGUGGCUUUCAUGGAGAACUCUGCAUUAAUCUAGAGAGAAAAUUCUUGAUUGCUUUGGGGAUUUUUGCUGGCUUGGUGGCAGCGGGGACCCUUGCAAUCUGUGUUUUAUACAGGAAGUUCAAACUCCAGGAGGAAGCUUCCAAGAUGCUGUGGACAGUCAAUGCUGAUGAUGUUGUAAUGAUGGAGGAUCACUCCUCAACCAUACCAGCAAAGUCCCACAGAUCCAAACCCAUCCAGGCUUCUCUGGAGUCUAUCAUUUGCAGCCUGCAAAACAAGCCAUCAGCACAUAGAACCGCAAUCUAUAAAGGGACGAUUUGUUCUGUUUGCUUUCUGAAUUUAAGAAGCACUCAUCUGAGCAGCGAGCUGCUGGCGGAACUCAAACAUUGCAGAGACUCGACCCACUAUAAUCUUUGCAAAUUUAUUGGAGCAGCCCUGGAGACCCCUCAACCCUUCAUUCUUACAGAAUACUGCCCUAAAGGAAGCCUGCAGGACAUUUUGAAGAAUGAAUCUAUUAAGCUGGACUGGACUUUCAAGUACUCCCUCAUGCUAGACAUUGUAAAGGGCAUGGACUAUUUGCACCACAGUCCUCUGCACUGUCACAGUCGCCUCUCGUCAUCGAGCUGUGUCGUGGACAGCCGCUUUGUCCUGAAGGUCACUGAUUUUGGACUUAACGCAGUCAGGCGUUCAGACUCAGAGAGGAGCCCUGGAUUUGACCCCUGGAAUGAUCUGCUGUGGAGGGCACCAGAGCUGCUGAGAGAGUCCAUUUCAGCUAAUGGUACUCAAAAAGGGGACAUCUACAGUUUUUCCAUUAUCGCUCAGGAGGUAGUAUAUCGUAAAGGGCCUUUCUACAUCCCCAACUGUCACUUGAGUGCUAGAGAGAUUGUGGAGAGGGUCAAGGCGAGAAGCUGGAGCCCACUGAGGCCUCACAUUGACCCAUCGGAGGGUGUAGAGGAACUGGAGGGAAUCAUAGUCAGCUGCUGGAGAGAGAAACCUGCAGAGAGACCAGACUUCUCUUUUCUCAGUACUGCCAUCAAGAAACUCUGUCCUAAUGGGGGGUCUGAGAACAUUCUGGAUAACCUGCUGUCUCGUAUGGAGCAGUAUGCAUGUAAUCUGGAGGAGAUAGUUAGUGAACGUACCGCCGAACUCCAAGAAGAGAAAAAACGCGCAGAGGGACUGCUCACGCAGAUGUUGCCAAGAUGUGUAGCUGCUCAGCUCAUAGCGGGAAAGACAGUAAGAGCAGAGACCUACGACUGCGUCACCAUCUAUUUCAGUGAUAUUGAAGGCUUCACAGCCAUGUCAGCAUCCCUCACGCCAAUGCAGGUGAUGAAAGACGCAGAAAAUCAAACAGCAUCUCAGGGAGUUUCUGCCCCGGUAGUGAACGUGCUGAAUGACCUGUACACAUACUUCGACAAUAUCAUCGACAACCACAAUGUUUAUAAGGUAGAAACCAUCGGCGAUGCUUACAUGGUAGUGUCGGGCCUGCCUACAAGAAAUGGAGACGACCAUGCACAAGAAAUAGCAAGAAUGUCAUUAGCUGUUGUGCAGGGCAUGAAGAGCUUUUACAGUCCACACGUACCAGAGCAGCAGCUGAGGGUCCGCAUUGGCGUUCAUUCAGGGCCUUGUGUCGCGGGGGUUGUGGGUCUGAAAAUGCCACGCUACUGUUUAUUUGGAGACACUGUGAAUACUGCCUCCAGGAUGGAGACGUAUGGAUUGCCACUGAAGAUCCAUGUGAGCAGUUCCACCAAGUCUCUCCUCGACACUUUCAGGACUUUCUGCUGUGAACUGCGAGGUGACAUCCACAUAAAGGGAAAGGGCUGGGUGAGGACAUACUGGCUUUUGGGAGAGGACUGCUAAACCAGAUGCCUUUUUUUUCAAUACUUUUUAACAUGAUUUUUUUUUUCUUACACAGUAUACAGUAUAAAGUUUUUUGUUACUUCUUUUGUAUGAUAUAUGAUAUGUAUAUAUAUAUAUAUAUAUAUAUACAUAUACACGCACACACACACAUAUAUAUAAACAGUUCAUUUGCAGAAGGGUUCAUUAGCAAAAGCAGAUAAUUCUAAAAAAAAAAAAAAAUGUUUUUCCAUUGUGCAAACUGCAUUUUUUUGACUAGGUUAAUAAGCAUGGUAGCAUAAUAAAAAACAUGAUUUUUAAACAUUUACAAAGCAUUGACUUAUCUGUUUUUGCAAAUAAACUCUUCAUAUAUAUAUUCAUAUAAAUAUUACACAUAGUUGUUUUCCUUUUUAAUAUAUUAGUUCCAGUCUUCGGUAUAAUCAGUCACAAAUAGCGUUUCCUAAAAACCAAACUUUUAUUAUCAAAUUUGUGCGGAAAGUAAGUUUUACGGUAACAUUUUUUUUUCAGGAUUCUCUGAUGAAUGUAAAAUUCAAAAUAUGAUUUGUAUGUAACAAUGUAACAAUUUCUUUAUUAAGAAAAAAACCCUUAACAUUAUUGUAUAUCAAAACCAAAGUGUUUUCAUAUAUGUAUCUUUAUAUUAAUUACAUUUAUUAGAAUUUCCCUUUUCAAUUAUUCAAAUAAAUAUUAGUGCUUGUUUGCAUUUCAACACACAUUCCACUAAGAGUACUGCUAAUAACUCAAUUCCACCACAGGGCAUUUUUGUUGGACUGUAUUUUGUAAUCUGUCACCCGUAUGGACACUGCUGAGAGCAGUUCAUUACAUUAAUAGCUCUCCCAUUCCACAGUUGACCCUCUGUGAUUCAUUCCCCUUCUGGCUUUUAACCAGUCAUCUCUAUCUUGCAUUGCUGGAGCUUUCACUAAAAGCCUUUAACUGAUGUACCAUAUUGACAGCAAACCUCUACAAACUCCAGAUUCAGUCUUUUAACAGUCUACAAAUUACUGCCAAAAGAGACGGUCCACAUCGGCAUUACUCCGUCCUUGCUUUCUGGUAACCUUUGCUCCCCUUAUCACAGAGGUCGUAAACACACACUUUUCAGACAUCUCUGAAAAGACAUUUCUGUGUAGAACUGCUGCGUGUUUUGUUAGGGGGAAAUAAAAAGGGCAUGUUUUAGUGUGCUGUCUGUGCACUUUUGGAGUUAAUGGGAAACUUAUCUGACUUUGCUAGAUUUUGUUCCUGCAGAUAAUCUUCACUUUCGAACAGAAACGUCUCAGGAGAUGAAAGAUUAAAUCUUUGAACUGUAUUCUGUAAUAUUUGUUCAAAGUUUGGGGAUUUAAAGAUAAGUGUUGUUGAAAAUGUCAAUUCAGGAUUGAAACUGAUUAAAGUUAAAUAUAAACUGAAAAACAAAGGAUUUUUUUUUAUGAUAUUUAGGCUUUGAUGGAAUGUUUGAAAAUGUUUUGGUUUGAUCUGAUGGUGAAGAUUGUGUGACUUUGUUAAGUUUUAGUUUGAAACUCUCCCAUUGCCGUUUGAAACUAUUUUAACAAAUUGGUGACUAAUUGUAUGAAUGUGAACAACUCAUUUUUAUGUUCCUGUACCAUCUACAUCAAAGAUUUGUGGAUGGACAUUCAUGCAUAAUAAAAUAGCUAUUUUUUUUAUGUUAGCCUUAGAGUUUCUGAUGUUUUACUGAUGCCAUGCACAUCUAUUUUUACAUAACUUUUGGACUCUGGAAUAACCCCCCAACCAUAAAAAUAAAUGAAUGAAUUAAAUAUUAACAACAACAAUAAUAAUAAAAUGAAUAAUAAGAAUAAUAUGAACACGUUUAGAAUAAAAAGAUUCUAAAAGCAAGCAUUUUGACUUGCUCAUGAAUGCUUAAUAAAAUUUAAAUCCCUCAAGGAAUGCUUUCUUUCACAAAGACAAAGACUGUUAGUGCUAUUGUUAAUAUUUAAACAGUAUAUACAGUACUCUGCAUAUUGUUAUAUAUGUGACCACGGACCACAAAACCAGCCAUAAGUAUACAUCAAAACUGAGGUUUAUACAUCCUCUUAAAUUUUUCGAUUGAUGUAUGGUUUGUUAGAUCAGGACAAUAUUUGAUGGAGA